CUUUACAUUAAUCUCAUGACUCAUCGUUCUCGAUUAGGGUUACUUUUGUAGGGUCCAAUCGCCCCCCCCCCCCCCCCUUUCCAAUUAGUUAAUUAUGACAUGCUGUUAAUUAGCUACUGUGUUCAUCGUUAAUAAUUACUUUUGUAGAGCUAUAUUUACUUUAAAGCAUGAUCAUAUUAUUAACUAGAUGGACUUCUUUUAGGUUGCAUGUUUGAAUUUUCUUUGUUUUCUUAAGAAAGUGUUCAUAUAUCGAAAUUUAGCUGAUAAACCAUUAACGCGGAGCAUAUAUAUGGCCAUGUGUGUGUGGACAUCAGUAUAGCGUAUGAACAUGCAAAUUUCAUUUUCUAAAAUUUACCCACCAGUUUGCACUUUCACCUUAUACAAGUGAAAAGGACAAUAAAACAAGGUCCCACCCUGAUAAAAAGAGAGAAAACAGAUUAUAAUCUCAAAACACAAAACAUCUACUUUAUUAAAACAGAAGUACACUUAUAGAAUAACCCUAAAAGUUACAUAAUAUUUACAGUCAAAUGCCAUUGAGAAUUAAAUUAGUUUUACAUUAAAAAUGAUUGUCUUUUCCACUUAUUCAUUGUUUUCUUAAAAUAACUCAAACUAACCACAAAAAAAAGAAACAUAUUAUUAAUAAACUCAAACAAACUACAUAUUUUUAAAUAAAUGAACAAACAUAAAUAAUUCCUCUGCAAUAUCGACACCCUAACAUUGCUUAUUAUAUAAAUCUCAUCCUUAGCUUACGUAACCUGCACGAACAUCAAAUUAUAUAAGUAAUUAAACUAAGAAAAAUUAACAAUGAUUCUCACACGAGUUGAACAAUUUCAGUUCACUUAAUUUCACGGUGGUGUUUGUAGCAUAUUUGUAACCACUUUAUUAUAUUGAAAUAUUCCACUCACUUCCAUAUGUCCAAAUAAUUAAUAAUCAUUAUCUAUCUUAUUAAAAUCUAAUAUUUUUGAAUUGAAAAUCUUUUUCCCUAACAAUCUUUGGAAAAAAAAAUAGAAAUAUUUGCAUAAUUUACUAAUUUGUUUCUAAAUAAGAUUUCCCCUUCAAUUUCGGAACAAGGAAUAUAUAUAUAUAUAUAUAUAUAAUUUGAUCCAUAACUACUAAACAAUAAACAUAAUAUUCGAAUUUCAACAACAUAUUCUGCAUACUAAUGCAAACAAGAGAUGCCUUACGAGGGUGUUUGAAAGUCCAUUUGAGAACUCAUCAUCAUCUCUCCUAUUUUUUCUUUAUAUUUAUAUUAUUAAUAGGUCAAAAAAAACCCUUUAAAACCUAGCAAUGGAGAUGGCCUUAGUCCAAAGUACUCAAAACUUUUUCUUUUCUUAUGUAAAUGUUUGACAAAAUUUGACAAGAGGAAUCAAAUUAGUACUAAAGCAUCUAUCUCCCUGCCGUGGUAUACAUGCGCUAUAAGAGAGCCAGGCAGGGUUUAGUUUUGAUGGAGGAAAACCUGCAUCGAGUUUCACGUAGUCCCGAUGUCGGGACCCACAAUCAAAACGACUCCGUCGCCGAAGACAACCGUCGACGACGGCAUUACAACCACCAUACUCACGGCGUCCAAGUUAAAUGCUCAGGCAGGUCGUGGGCGGCUGCGGCUAUUGCUGAUUGUGUAGCGCUCUGUUGCUGUCCAUGUGCCAUCAUAAACUUUCUUACUCUGACUUUCGUCAAGGUCCCUUGGAUGAUAGGACGGCGAUGUCUCGGAGGCAGACGGAAGAAACAGAACAAACGGAGGCUGCACAAGAGACAACGCCGCGGUAAAAUCAACAGUGAAGACGGGUUUCAUCAUUACAAUAACCGUAAGUUUGAGACGGCCGUGGAAGAUGAGAAAUGCGGUGGUGGUAGCGGCGGAGAUGAUGAUGAUGAUCACCGGUUUGUGGUGGAGAGAGAUGGAAGUUUAACGAAGGAUGAGGAGGAGAAAACGGCGUCGGUUAGUGGGAGUGAAGAGUCGAGAACAAGUGCAAGAGUUGAAGCAGAGAGAGUGUGGUUAGAGUUGUAUCAGAUUGGUCAUCUUGGAUUUGGUCGAGUCUCCUUCACUGGGAUUCAAUGAUUUAAUCGAUCAUUUUUAGGAUUUAAAAAAAAGUUAAUAUUCUGAAAUUUCGGAGAAUAUAAAAUGUGAAUUUAUCUAGCCUAAAUAAUGUAAAAUUUGAUAGUGUAGUGUACUAGUGUACAUUUAUUAGUAAUAGACAAUUAAAAAAUUUCACAUUUGAAACUGAAAACUACAUACUACAAAAAAUUUCACAUUUUGGUAGAGAGUGUGGUUUAAGUUCCUUGUGUAAUUUUUCGACUCUUCAAUGGUUACAUUCUGUGUCGAUUCUCUUACAUAAUAUCCAAAUUUUAAACGGUCGAAAUGUCUUUGACCAAAGGAAAAAAAAGGUCGAAAUGUCCAAGUGAUCAAUCAGUAUAAACCGAAUAGAUAACCGGAUCAAAC
Brassica rapa (field mustard) is the source of this 2434-nucleotide messenger RNA. RefSeq lists its product as uncharacterized. NCBI's taxonomy places the organism in Eukaryota, Viridiplantae, Streptophyta, Magnoliopsida, Brassicales, Brassicaceae. The record is from RefSeq and is a predicted model, not a curated record.